Bradysia coprophila is the source of this 5534-nucleotide messenger RNA. It is a transcript of the gene Ltn1, whose product is annotated as E3 ubiquitin-protein ligase listerin. Gene Ontology annotation, cellular component: cytosol; RQC complex. The record is from RefSeq and is a predicted model, not a curated record. Gene Ontology annotation, biological process: rescue of stalled cytosolic ribosome; ribosome-associated ubiquitin-dependent protein catabolic process. Gene Ontology annotation, molecular function: ribosomal large subunit binding; ubiquitin protein ligase activity. NCBI's taxonomy places the organism in Eukaryota, Metazoa, Arthropoda, Insecta, Diptera, Sciaridae.
UGAUGACAGCUUCAUAAAAAAAUUUAUUGUCAAAAAAAAUCGCGUGUGAAUAAAUCAUUUAUUCAAUCGAAUCAGAUGAUUUUACAAAAUAAAAGGCAAAUAAAAUAGUUGAAAUAUUCAAAUUUCCGUAGUCCCCAAUUCCAAUCAGCCAAUCGGUAAAACGCAGUCAUGGGUGGAAAGACGAAACAAACGCAACGAACGAAAAAUAAUUCAAGGCCCUCGAACAGUGGCCGUAGCGCUGAAUUGUUAGGAACAUCCGUGCAACCGUUUGUUGGAUUCGCAUCGACAAUAUCGGACGGUGGAUUUUUAUCCGUUUUGCCGGGAUUUCAAUCAAGUGAAAUUUCGCCUGAGGAAAUCGAUUCCAAUGUCGACUAUAAUUACCAAUUGGUUUUCCGGAAAAUGACCAAAAAAGAUUCCACAACCAAAGUGAAAGCACUGCAAGAAUUUACGGAAUUGAUCGGACAAUCUGAUGUGGAUGCAGUCAGAGCAAUUCUACCGUUCUGGCCUCGAUUAUAUAGCACCCUAGCAGUUGACGUUGAGCAUCGGGUGCGUGAAUUCUCUCAACAAGCUCAAGCAGCUGUUGUAAAUAAAUGCGGGAAACAUAUUGCACCACACUUGAAGCAACUAGCACCGAUUUGGAUUACCAGCCAAUACGAUUCGUAUCCUCCGGCAGCCAGUCUUGCAUCUGCGUCGUUCAAAAAUGCAUUUCCUCCAGCCAAGUUACAAGAAGUUUUCAAUUUCUGUCAAAACGAAGUACUGGAGUACAUCAUCAAAAAUUUGACUGUUUUUACGGCCACCACUCUGUCCAAUCCGAAGGUGUUCAGCACCGAAGAAUGCGAAUCCAAAUACCAACGGGUUGUUGCAUGCAGUUUGCAGGGAUAUGCUUUGUAUUUGUCGAAAAUAUCGGCAGAUCAGCUUCAGGAAGCAGCACAAAAGAACGCUUCAUUGGUGGACAAUCCGAAAUUUUGGAGUUUUCACAAACAUAAGGUAGCUGCCGUUAGAGCCGCCUGGUAUGAAGCACUGUCGGCGCUUUUGCAGUACGGAAUAUUUUUGCUAGAAAACCAUCAACCCCAAGCAACCACUUGUGCAAUUCAGGCGAUAGAUGAAAGUGAACCUGCUGCUUUGCCGUUCGUUUGGGAAUCGAUUUUGUUGGUAUCGCAGAAAAUUGACGAUUGGUACAAACACGUCAACAUGGAAAAGGCACUGCUUCCCAAAUUGACAAAGAUUCUAAAAACCGGUGGCAAUGGUAACGCAGCUGUCAUAUAUCCGCAUAUGUUGCCCUUCCUAGCCAAAUUAAAUACAAACGUACUACAGGAAGGCGUACACCCAUUUUACAAGGAAUUCUUUCGAAAUACCAAAAUUGGCUUGGAGUCUCGCUCAUCCCGUUCCGAUAUAUCUUCCAUUUCGAUUGCUUACUUCGAAUGUUUGCAAUUUAUUUUCACGCAAUUGAAAGUCGAAGAUUUCCCAUCCGAAUCGGAUUUGGUCAGCUAUUGCAACGAAUUGGUUGAUGAGAAUGUGAUUGAAGUGUUGGACUGGUGCAUAACAAGGGAGAACAAUAACAACGGGAAAUACGUGUUUCCCCCACUUGCUUCGUUGCUGGGAGCUUGGAGUAAUCAGGAGGCUGCUGUGUACGUAUCGGUUUUGAACAACAUUUGGGACCGACUUUACACCAUUUUGGAACUGUCGUUAGAUGGUGAUGUAGAAGUGGAGAGAAUAUUGGACAGUCACUACGAUCUGGUGCAAAGUUUCCGAAACAGCAACUCGGUGAAAUCGAAAAAUGUUCGUGUAAAAUUCGCUACGGAUGAAGAUCAAGUUGACGCUGUUGUUAAAGCAUCCAAGAAACUACCACAUUUCGACGAACUUAUCUAUCGGCUAUGCUUGCUGUAUGUUAAGAAGACAACUUCCACAAAUAGCCCAAGAUGUUUGGCGAAUUUAGAAAAUUUAUUGAAACAAUUUGGCAGCGCAGAUCUGUUCAUGAAACUGUCGGGUGGAAAUGGAUUCUUCAAAUUGUACGAUACAUUCGCCAUGUGGUUGUUCCUCACGAAUCUUCGAAAGGAAUGCGUUGUGGAUAUUAUUUUACUGAUGUACACCCAUAUGAAUGCAGAGGAGAAAACCGACCUUCUCAACAAGCUCAUUAAAUUUAACAAUGAACAAGUGCAGACGUGGUUCCUAGCGCGACUGUUAAGCCAUCCGUUGGUGAUGGAACCGAAUGUUACCAAGCUAAUCGGGCAACCAAGUGUCACAAAAAUCUUGUUAAAAUGUGCGAAUGCAAUCUUAGACGGCGACACAAAGGAGAACAUAAACUUUUUGCACAAAUGCUUUUUCCAGAACGAAAACGGUGAGAUUCUGAUUGAUAAUGCCACUUGUGACGGUAUCGUUCGCGUAUUGGCAAAAGCACUGAACGAUGAAUCGAAAACGACCGUACUGGAUAUCUGCACCAGUUUCUUAGCACAGAUAAUGCCAGUUAUCUGUUGUGAUCCGGCGAAAAAGGAUUUGCAAAAUUUUCUAUUUUUGGAAUUUUUUGCAUUUAGCAUUCGGAAGAGUGUGAAUGAUGACUUGUCGGAAGAUACGAUGUGGGAAAUAACAACGUCCUGGCAAGAUGCUUUGUCCAGCAAUGAUCUUCAGUUAAACCAAACUUUGCUCAAUGAAUGUUCGGCAAUAAUCGAUGGUCGUAUGAACCAAGCGGACGAGCCAUCGGUGAAAGUAAUCGAAAAUCUAGCGGAAAUGGUGUCCAAACUGAUAUUAUGUUCAAUCGAGCGCAUCGACGACGAAAACGAAAAAUAUAAGCGGGCCGAUGACAUCAUGGACACGAUUUUCAAUCAACGUGUUAAAGAAGACAAGACGAAUUUUGCUUUGAUCGAAAGUUUUUGCGGAUUCAUUGAAACCACCCACGAAGAAUUGACCGUUCCGGAUAUCGGAACUGAUAGCGAAAUUAAAGGCACAAAUUACAUAGCAACGAUGAAUCAAUUGUUUAAGUGGUGGCAGUUCAAAUUCAGUGUUGUGUUCAAGAUCACUUGUCGAAUAAAGCAAUGUCGAGAUGUUGAAGCGGGCGAAAGUAGUGGCGAUGACGAGUACACUGAAGAUUUCUGUGAUUUGGAUGAAAAUUUGAUUCAAGUUUCGUCGGAGAACAUUUUUGAUGAAAUUUUACAUGGCAUCUACGUGGCUUCAUUGGGCAAUACAUUUAUCAAUCAUUCCAUUGUUCUGCAAGAGUAUACGGAGAAUCUUAUACUAAAUCUUUCCGAAUCGGUUGUGUUGUACCUGAAAAAUAUUUCCUUGAAAAACCUUCAGGCCAUCAGAGACAAAUUGAUUUUCAAUGCUGCGACGAAAGGUUUCUUCUGGUCGAUUAGUUGUUUGGUUCUAACUAAUAUGGAACAAUACAGCGAUCCGGAAAACGGUCAUGUUCUGUUAUACGAAGACGUGACAUCAACUAAGGAUUCGUGGGAUUUGGCUCAAAUGAACAUGUACCAGGUGAUAGCGUCUAAACUCGCUCCAAGACUAUUACCUCAACCGUCAGUCCUAGAUGAGAGCACUCUCUACAAAGCAAUUCAGCUGCGAUGCAUAAUCCAAAAUUAUCUCCGCGGCAGUAAUUACAACGAAAUCGACGAUAGAAAGGUCAUUGAUCAAACUUUGAAGUUCAUUGGAGAACUGUAUACGAAAAGUAAAACCGACAAGGAGUUUCUGUUGUACAAUGAAGACAUCUCACAAAGGGAUUCAUCCAAAAUAAUACUCGUGACGGAGGUGGUCAAUCUGCUAAGCCAAGUAAUUGCAGUGUUUCCCAAACAAUUGGACACAACCUCUUGGGAUAUUAUACGAAUAGCUUUGAGUUCAUGGGUGCUAACUGUUUCGAAAACAAGCGAACACUUCAAAUCCACUAAAGUGGCUGUAUUCAUUUCGGCUAUUUAUCGUCUUUUCCAAAACCUAUCAAAAUUUAUUGCUCAGGAAAAAACCAAAAGCUCAACCGAAAUGCUAUCAAGUGUCAUUGACGAAUGGGAGCACUUAUUUGCUAAGGAUGUUAAUUUGAUUGUGCUGAAAUGCUACAUGAAAUUCGUCAACAGCAAAAGCAACGAUUUGAAAGAUAUUGCGUUCAUCGAGUCUCUGAGUCCUACAGUUGCAGCGAUCGAUUUCAAGCAUGUGAUCGUUGCGAAUAAAAUUGACUCCAAGACGAGCAUGGACGAUCUGAUUAACUUUGCUUUGACCAACAUCACGCAUUCCAGCCACACCAUUCGUGUGUCAUGUGCAGAAAUUUUGAAGCGACUAGCCCGUGGUUUGAUAGCACAAGAUGUGGAUCAGUUGAACAAGAGAAACGAGUUGGAAAUGCAAGGGAAAAAGGAUAAAUUGACUGGUCCGUGGCAUUUGUUGCAAAAGUUUGAAACGGCCAUUCAACAGAUAAAUGAUGUCAUGCAGCCGUACGUGGAUGAGUUUAGUUUUAAAACGAACGAAUUGGAUGAUUUGAAUGAUGUUCCCAUCGAGAUAUCCAUUCCGCAUCUAUUGCUAUGGGAUUGCAUACUGGACAUUUGCUCGAAAAGUUCGUCAGAGAUGCGGUCCACUUAUGCCAGCUACUUAACAGACAGUAAAUUUGAUCAGUUUAUGCUAAACAGUCUAUUUCGUUUGAUGCCAGCGGAAAUCCUGAGAAAUCAAGAUUCAAAGCACAUUGGCUCGGCUUUCUUUGCACCCUUAACUUGGGAACAGAUUAGUGAUGUUGACAUCACUCCGGAACGGUAUGCCUGCUUCAUUUAUUCGCAAACUCUUCGACAUCUACCGGCAGUCGCUAGAAAAUGGUGGCACGAUUCGAAUCCUCGUCAAAAGACGCUGGUUGAUAAAAUAACCACUUGCUUCGUGUCGCCAAUCAUUUGCCAGGAGGAGCUGCGAUCGCUGGUGGAAAAGCGAGACAAACACGAAAAUAUGCAGAUCACCGUACACUUAUCCACCAGAGAGGUGCUAGCCACAUAUUCCAUUGACGAAGCUCGUAUGGAAUGUGCUGUUAGUCUGCCGGUCAAUCAUCCUUUGGGUGUGGUUAAAGUGGACAGCGGUAAACAAAUUGGCGGUCGAUUACAAUCACGCGUACUCGUUAUGCAAUUGACAAUUUUCUUGACACAUCAAAAUGGUUCCAUUUUUGAUGGCUUGGAUUUGUGGAAGCGGAAUUUGGAUCGAAAAUUCGAGGGUGUGGAAGAAUGUUACGUCUGUUAUAGCGUAAUACAUCAGGAUACUUGCCAGUUGCCGAAGUUAAGUUGUAAAACGUGCAAAAAGAAAUUCCAUGGAACAUGUUUGUAUAAAUGGUUCAGUACAAGCAGCAAGUCAACAUGUCCGAUAUGCAGAAAUAUAUUCUAGAAAGAAAUUAUAUUUUUUUGUGAUUUUUUUUAGCGUGACUUUACCAGUGGUUAAAAAUUUUUAUUUUUCUAUUACGCGAGCUUUUUCCUUUCGAAUUUUCAAUCGUUUCGUUGUGAAGAAAUGGUAAACUUUUUAGUUUGUGUGCAGUACCUAAUUAGUUUGUAUGCAAUUAAACUACGAAAUUAAAAGUCAGAAAAUUUGCGUUU